AUGCGCGCAACUAUUCCCUUGACUUUCCUCGCCUGUCUUGCACUCAGCGCCACCGGCCUCGCAGGCCAAACCCCCGGUUCCCCAGCCAUGCACUUCCAGGUCGGCAUGGCCGACAACUACAACGUCUACCCGGACGACUCGACGGGUUCCAAGGACGUCGCUGACACCAAGUCCUCUCGGAUCGGACUGAUGCGCAUGCAGACAUACUGCAAAGUGACGGGGACGUGUGUCGACUCGGACAAGACUUUUGAGGUGACGACGCCCACGUACAUCUCGUCAAGCGGUGGUGGUGUGAAGGAGUGGAGGGAUGGGGAUGAUGUUUGUGGGGAUGAUGGGACUAUUAAUACUGUGGAGGGCUCUUGUGAUUCUUAG
Molecule: messenger RNA, 372 nt
Organism: Penicillium alfredii
Lineage: Eukaryota; Fungi; Ascomycota; Eurotiomycetes; Eurotiales; Aspergillaceae
Exons: 2
Coding region: 1-372 (123 amino acids)
Source: RefSeq, a predicted model, not a curated record